Molecule: messenger RNA, 1006 nt
Organism: Drosophila mojavensis
Lineage: Eukaryota; Metazoa; Arthropoda; Insecta; Diptera; Drosophilidae
Exons: 2
Coding region: 1-711 (236 amino acids)
Source: RefSeq, a predicted model, not a curated record
AUGAAAAAAUAUUUAUAUUUGGGGAUAGAGGGACAGAGUGCGAGAGAGAGAGAGGCGGAAUCCAAGCAGCCCACUGCUCUAAUGUUGCUGGACGCCAUCAUUUGGUUACCCACCCUAUUCACCUACAUAUUGUUCCUGCUCAUACUGAUCAUACUGUUCUUCAUUGUCGCCUAUGUCAGCCAUAAGAUCUACAUAUCCAUCUAUGAUAAUCUGCCACUGCCAGCGGCGCCCGGGUCGCGCUACUCCCUCUCCAUAUCGCCGCAUCGUGUGCAAUCGACACGCUCCGAGCCGUUGAGCGCACGCUCCAUUUGGAUACAGAAUCGCUCACAGAUCUACGAAUCGUCAGUGGUUCGCAUUACACUCACGUUGGAGGCCUGCUACCUGGUCAGCGUCGAGCUGGACAUCUAUAAGAAUCCCGCCCAGCGUGCCAUUAGCUUCAUGUGCAACUGCAAGGCGAACGUCAACAAGUGUGCCGCAGUCGCUCCCAGAGCGGCGGACAGUGUGCGCGUGCUCAAGUACUACGAUCACCUGUCCCGGGUGCCACGCCUCAAGCUUCUGUUGCGCUGCAAUGAGCGCAAGAAUAUGCGCCUGGUGCUCGACGACGUCAUCAAGGAUGUGAUGGAGACGAAUUCCACGGAUCAAGCUGCGGCCUGCCCGGCGCCCUGCACAGGGUCCAGCAGGCAGAGGCGAGGCGACGACACAAGUAACUGAACAAGCAAUGCCAACUAUGUGUGCGAGCGAGAGAGGUACUGUAAAGCUCGGGCCGGAGCUCUCUCUAUGUGUGUGUGCGUGUGUGGGUGUGUGCGUGCGUGACGGGAGACACUGGGCACAAUGGGCUCGCUUGGAUUUUAAAUUAGCGCUUUAUAUUUUAAUAUUUUUUUGAUAGAACUUGUUUUGGUCUUUAUUAUUUUGUAUUGUAUCUCAUGCAUGGUGGGCGUGGCAGUGUGGCCAUGCCUACAGUUUAACGGAAAUCAAGAGAUGUAUAAAAUAUAUAUGUAUAUAUGGA